AUGUUUAAAUAUAUAUUGAUUAUUUGUUUGUUUGUCCAACUCGGACAAUCAGUUACAUUUAACGAAAUUAUUGGAUACAAUGGUCUGGUAAUGAGUUACUCUGCUUAUUGUUUCAACUCAUCGAUCACUCAAUGGGGGUGCCCAGCUUCUACAUGUGGUAACAUAUUGACAAAUGACUUCUUUGAUCCACAGUGGUAUCGUUUAGUUCAGGAAUAUACUGUAUCUGACAGUCUUUUCUAUAUUGCCGUUCAACAUAACACCUAUUAUUUGGUAUUCAGAGGAACCGAUAAUAAAGUAAAUGCAUUAGAAGAUGUAGAUUUUGUUCAUCAAGCUCAAUUCCCAAAGGAAUACUCUGGAUCUGCUUCACCAUUGGUUUCCAAAGGUUUCUAUGAUGCUUGGUAUGGUAAUUUGCUGAUUGACCAAUUGAGAAAACCAGUUUUAGAAGCUCUCACUUCUGCAGGAUGUGGUCAAUUCGGUACUUGUAAUUUAAUGAUCUUCGGACAUAGCUUUGGUGGUGCAAUGGCAACUCUUGCCGCUCUUGAUUUUACCUACAACAACUAUUAUGAAAAUAUUGGUGUUUAUACUUAUGGUUCUCCAAGAGUCGGUAACCAAGAUUUCGCUCAACUCUUUGAUUCAAAGGUUGAGAAUGCCAUUAGAGUAGUUUACCUUGAAGAUACUAUUCCACAUCUUCCAUUACCUGCUUUUGAUCUAUGGGAUUCCGAUGCUACCUAUUUGCAUGUAAACACCGAAGUUUGGAUUGACAUUCCCAGCACAGAUACAAGUGUAUUCCCAACUUAUGUAGUUUGUCCAGUAAAUGAAGAACUCAAUUGCUCGACUGGUAGUUCAGUUCCAUGGACACAGUUUGAUUCCGUUACAUCGCUUAUGGAAGACCACAGAGGUUACUUUAAGUACAAUUUGGAAGUCUUUUGUCAUGAUUGGACACUCGAUGAUCUAACUGUCACACCAACUCCAAUUCCAUCGUCGUUCGACUACCCAGUUCUCGAACUUAAUGUAACUAACAAAUGGUAUGCCGGUGGAUUCAACUACUCAAAUGUAGUCGGUACCAUCAAGAACAAUGGAACAGAUGAUAUUGUUAAUCCAGUCUGGACAUCAACCCCAAACAUCGUUCCAAUUGGUAUGUUCGGACUCACACCAACUGUAGUCAACGGUAUCAUUAACUGGCGUUUGUCACCAGCUGGUAGUUAUACACAAUUCAUGCCAAGAGGAUCUACCCUUACCUUUUCUUUCACAAGUAAUACCACACAACCAUGGACUUUUACAAGAAUCAAAUAA
Messenger RNA from Heterostelium album PN500, 1293 nucleotides. Its product is annotated as lipase family protein. The record is from RefSeq and is a predicted model, not a curated record. Gene Ontology annotation, biological process: lipid metabolic process. The transcript has 3 exons. Bases 1 to 1293 code for a protein of 430 amino acids. Lineage: Eukaryota; Evosea; Eumycetozoa; Acytosteliales; Acytosteliaceae.